Molecule: messenger RNA, 903 nt
Organism: Talaromyces proteolyticus
Lineage: Eukaryota; Fungi; Ascomycota; Eurotiomycetes; Eurotiales; Trichocomaceae
Product: U3 small nucleolar ribonucleoprotein IMP4
Exons: 3
Coding region: 1-903 (300 amino acids)
Biological process (GO): rRNA processing
Cellular component (GO): Mpp10 complex; small-subunit processome; nucleolus
Molecular function (GO): snoRNA binding; rRNA primary transcript binding
Source: RefSeq, a predicted model, not a curated record
AUGAUUCGCCGACAAGCACGAGAGCGACGGGACUAUCUCUACAGAAAGGCCUUGACGCUUCGGGAUGCAGCGAUUGCAGAGAAGCGAGCGAAGCUAAAGGCUUCGCUCGCAUCUGGAAAGCCGCUCGAUUCAUCCAUCGCCAACGAUAAGCGCCUGCGUGAAGAUUUCAAAUUCGACGAGUCUUUGCAGUCGUCUUCCAAGGACCAAGUCAAUGAUGAUACCAUCGAUGUUGAUGAUGAAUACGCCCUCACCUCUGGUCUAGUCGACCCCCGCCCACUUGUCACCACCUCUCGCUCCCCGUCCGCACGUCUGAGCACAUUUGCCAAAGAAAUCCGUCUCCUUCUCCCCACCUCUAUUCGCCUAAACCGAGGUAAUCUGAUUUUACCUGACCUGAUCUCUAGCGCCAAUUCUGCAGCGCUUACAGAUAUGAUCCUCCUCCACGAGCAUCGUGGUACCCCUACCGCUAUCACAAUCUCGCAUCUCCCGCAUGGACCAACAGCCAGCUUCUCCUUACAUAAUGUGAUGCUGAGAGCUGAUAUCCCGAAUUCGUCAAGAGGAACCGUUUCAGAGAGCUAUCCGCAUCUAAUCUUUGAAGGUUUCACCACCAAACUAGGAAAACGUGUUGUUCAAAUCCUCAAGCACCUCUUUCCACCACGAGAAGGUGGUGACAAAUUGGGCAACCGAGUUGUGACUUUCCGGAAUUCAGAAGAUGCUAUUGAGGUUCGCCAUCAUGUCUUUGUUCGAACGGGGUAUCAGGAUGUGGAACUCGCCGAAGUUGGACCGCGAAUGACUUUGAGGCUUUUCGAAAUCCGAGGAGGAACGCUUGAGAAGAACGCUGGAGGGGAUGUCGAGUGGGCCUUGACCCAGUAUACAAGAACAAGUCGGAAAAAGGAUUACCUCUGA